Molecule: messenger RNA, 443 nt
Organism: Lobosporangium transversale
Lineage: Eukaryota; Fungi; Mortierellomycota; Mortierellomycetes; Mortierellales; Mortierellaceae
Exons: 1
Coding region: 190-357 (55 amino acids)
Source: RefSeq, a predicted model, not a curated record
AAUCUUUUUAUAAAACAUCUCUCCACUCCUGUCAAUCUCUUCAAGAAACACAUUACACCUAAACAUGCGUGCCUGGUCUACUCCUUUCCUCCGCCCUAUGGCUCCUUUCCUUAUCGGAGGCGCCGUUACCUUCUACCUCAUCAAUAGCGCCCAGGAAACUAUGUUGAAGAGUAUGUUCUUUCUGUCUGAAUGUUUUUUAAUCCCUUCCUUCCGAUAAAAGAGAAUGACGAUAAAGAAAAACAGGGAGUAAAAACAUUUUUCGCCCUGAGGUUUUCACAGCUAUCGACCAGUACUAUGUUUUUGAACUCGUGCUUUUGUUGGUUGACUCUCAGGAGCAAUUUUCUAAGCUGUUAUUGAAGGGAAUGCUUGUGUUGGAGAUUCUAUUCGGGGACACCACACGUUGUGAAUAGUAUGCUCGUUCGUCCAUUCUAACUUUUUCACGG